AUGAGUCGACCUGCAACGCCAGCUACUGCUGGAUCAGUAGCGUCUUCGUCAGUCCCAGGCAAAUUCCGGUGGCGUGUCGAUGCCGAGAAGAAUGUGGUGGUGUGGAACUUUGAGCGUCGAGGGUGGACCAAGACCGAAGGCGACGACUGGAACAUCUACUGGGCCAGCAAGACCACUAUAAAAACCAUCUUCAACCCGGAGACUGGGGUGCGCCUAGUGGACGGCCAAUACAUCAACCAUUUUCCAAACCACUACGAACUCACUCGCAAAGAUCUCAUGGUCAAGAACAUCAAACGCUACAGGAAGGAGAUGCUAGCUGCAGCUCACGCCACGACGACAGAAGCGGGUAGUCCAACGCUGUGCUCUACCGACUCGCUAGACUUUUUCCCGACUACAUACACGCUGCCUGCAGACUAUUCGCUGUUUGUUGAGGAGUUCCGACGCAAUCCGAACGUCAUGUGGAUCAUGAAGCCAUGUUCUCAGGCACAAGGCAAAGGGAUUUUCAUCAUUAAUAAGCUCUCCCAGACCAAAAAGUGGGCCAACCAACGCUGGACGAACAUGCCUAUUAAGGAAGGAUAUGUGGUCUCACGGUACAUUGAGAACCCGUUGCUUGUCGGAGGGAAGAAGUUCGAUCUGCGUAUGUACGUACUAGUACUGUCCUAUCGCCCUAUGCAGGCGCUAGUGUACCGUGAAGGGUUUGCUCGCUUCUGCAAUGUAAAGUACUCGGCUGCUGUGGAUGACAUGGACAAUCCGUUCAUGCAUCUCACGAACGUGGCUGUGCAGAAGAACAAUGAGGACUAUAACAGUAACCACGGAGGGAAAUGGAGUGUGUCCAAUCUGUGUCUCUAUGUCGAAGCCACACGCGGCCGUGGAGCAGGAGAAAAGCUGCUUCGAGACAUCCACGGUGUCAUGUUGCACGCGCUCAAAGCAGUACAGAACGUGAUCAUCAACGAUCCUCACUGCUUCGAGUGUUAUGGCUACGACAUCAUCGUGGACGACAAUCUCAAGCCGUGGUUGGUGGAAGUGAACGCAUCUCCAUCCCUUACGACCACGACACCCGAGGACCGCAGUAUGAAGAGUCGACUGCUUCGAGAUGUACUCGAGCUAGCAGUGGCAGCAGAUGCCGGACCCGAUCAACGUCGGACUGUUCUCCCCCCACCCACACUCAGUCCAACGUCAGGCUUUUCGUGGCUGUUAAAUGAAACGACUCAACUCGAAGCUGAUCGAUUGAAAGCCGACGCACUUCGUAGAAAUGCGAAACGAGCAUCAAGUGCUCAAUGGCGGUAA
Molecule: messenger RNA, 1287 nt
Organism: Phytophthora infestans T30-4
Lineage: Eukaryota; Oomycota; Peronosporomycetes; Peronosporales; Peronosporaceae
Product: tubulin-tyrosine ligase family
Exons: 1
Coding region: 1-1287 (428 amino acids)
Biological process (GO): microtubule cytoskeleton organization; protein polyglutamylation
Cellular component (GO): cilium
Molecular function (GO): tubulin-glutamic acid ligase activity; tubulin binding
Source: RefSeq, a predicted model, not a curated record